AUGGCCGUCCAGACCUAUCCCGGCCCAAGCAACUCGACCGCUGCUUCAUCACAGCAAUACGGUCAGAGCAAUCCGACCGUUCCACCAUUACACAUGUCAUUAUCGCCGUCAGGCUCCCAUCUUCAGUACGAUUCGGCCAUUCCAACUAUAACCCAUUCGAACCCCGGUCAAACCUACGGCGCAUAUCUGGUACCACCCAGCUCGGUCGCAACGGCUGAACACCCCGUUCAAGUGGCCCAGCAGGUAAGGCCGCAGAACGAGGGGCAACAAGUUCCACGGCCAGUCGUGGCCCAACAAGAAGCGCCCCCUCAGGACCCUCUGAUAGAAGACGCUCGGCGUACGACUAAGGAUGACUCAGCCCAGAGACGGCCGGGGGCAGCGAGUUCUACUGAGCUGUACCCACCCGGAGAGGCCAGGAGUUGGCGCGACUUGCUCUCUAGGGCUUCUUGGGCACGCCGCCCAUCAAAGCACUCCAUGAGCGCAUUUCCCUCUAUCUUGACCUACGGCCAAGACAAUCAUAAACUAAUGGAGCUAGAGGUCCGAUGUUUUCAAGUUUUCGCAUAG
This is a messenger RNA of Prunus armeniaca (apricot), 564 nucleotides long. Lineage: Eukaryota; Viridiplantae; Streptophyta; Magnoliopsida; Rosales; Rosaceae. The record is from the annotation of a GenBank genome assembly.